Messenger RNA from Anopheles nili, 3858 nucleotides. It is a transcript of the gene aux, whose product is annotated as cyclin-G-associated kinase. Gene Ontology annotation, biological process: regulation of clathrin-dependent endocytosis; protein phosphorylation; positive regulation of Notch signaling pathway. Gene Ontology annotation, molecular function: AP-2 adaptor complex binding; protein serine/threonine kinase activity; ATP binding. Gene Ontology annotation, cellular component: cytoplasm. The transcript is spliced from 5 exons. The coding region runs from base 1 to 3858 and encodes 1285 amino acids. The record is from RefSeq and is a predicted model, not a curated record. NCBI's taxonomy places the organism in Eukaryota, Metazoa, Arthropoda, Insecta, Diptera, Culicidae.
AUGAGUGACUUUCUGAAAUCGGCCAUAAACUACUUCAACGCGGCACCGUCGAACGGAUUGGACAACGAUUUCGUGGGCCAGACGGUGCAAGUGGCAAAUGUGAAGCUGCGUAUCAAGCGCGUUAUAGCGGAAGGGGGGUUCGCGUACGUGUACGUGGCUCAGGAUGUUCAGACCAACGUCGAAUACGCGCUCAAGCGUUUGCUCGGCACGGACAAGGAGGAGUGCAAUAACAUCAUACGUGAAAUCAACAUCCACAAGCAGGUGUCGGGUCAUCCUAAUGUGGUAAAAUUCGUCGCUGCCACAUUCAUCGAUCGCACGCAAAGCGCCAAUUCUCAGCGCCGUGCUGAAUAUUUGCUCGUAUCGGAACUCUGCAAAGGAGGAUCUUUGUACGACUGCCUCGAGCAGGAUCUCGCUCCCGAAACGGUGCUGCGAGUGUUUUAUCAAGCGACCAAAGCCGUCGCCCAUCUGCACAGCCAAUCGAAACCGAUUAAUCAUCGGGACAUUAAGAUUGAAAAUUUCCUUCUUGGAAGCGAUGGGCUGUUAAAGCUGUGUGACUUUGGAUCUGCUUCCACGGACAGUUUCGCUCCUGAUGUGACAUGGAACGCCCAGCAACGCGACACACUCGAGGAUGCUCUGACGCGCUGCACGACCCCUAUGUACCGGGCUCCCGAGCAGCUCGACACUUGGGCAAACUAUCCUAUCGGUAUCAAGAUGGAUGUGUGGGCGCUCGGGUGCAUUCUAUACUGUCUCUGCUACCGGAAGCACCCCUUCGAAGACUCGGCCAAAUUGCGCAUCAUAAACGCCAACUACACGAUCCCCACGACCGAUUCGCGAUAUGCGUGCUUCAGCGAAACUAUUCGUGGAUGUUUGCAAGUCGAUCCGAACCAGCGAUUCGAUACGGCCACGGUCCUGGAGCGGUUAGCAGCAAUAGCCGAAACAAAAGGAUGGCCUUUGAAAGCCCCACUAGGUUUACUGGGUAAACCAUUGAAUUCGCCAUCGUCCGGAAUGACUCCGACACCUAGCCCAAGCCACAAUGGACCGAAUGGUGCGGCAGUCCCGGAAAGACCUGCUCCACCGCGUCCCGUGUGCCCGCCAGGUGGCCCGGUGCCAGUUAGCAGUGAUGGAUCACUUCGGCAUAAAUAUCCCCAGCGGCCACCUGAUCCGGUGCGCGUUACAGUGAACUCGGCACCCCUGCACCCGGGAGCUGGACCGUCGCCCUAUCCGACGCCCCACGGGCAGCCAACGUUUAGCCAGCCCGUUCCACCUGCGAUGGGAGGAGGCGGUGGACUUUUCUCGUCGAUAAAAGGUGGCGCAGGUAGUUUUCUAAAGAACCUAAAAGACACGUCCUCCAAAGUGAUGCAGACGGUGCAGCAAAGUAUCGCCCGGACCGACCUGGACAUGAGCUACAUCACGCAGCGUAUCAUUGUUAUGCCGUGCCCGUCCGAGGGCAUAGAGUCGGCAUACCGUACGAACCACAUCGAGGAUGUGAAGGUGUUUCUCGACAGCCGCUACCAGCCGACAAAGCUGAGUGUGUACAACCUGGUCCCGCGCAACAGUUGCCCACGGUUACCCCCGCCAGUGCGCACGGUUGAUGUCGGCUUCAUAUACGCACCGGUUCCGGCUCAAAGCGGAAAAGCACCUCUGCUUACUGCGUUGUACUCGCUGGUGGAGGAUAUCUACGGAUUUCUGAGCGCAGACCCGAAGACGGUCGUCAUCAUCCAAAGCCCUGAUUGCGGGCGAGCGCUGGCAGCAACAGUCGUGUGCGCGCUUCUGAUCUAUGCUUCGAUGGUAACGGAACCGGAGGACGCUAUGCAAAUGUUCGCCAUUAAACGGAUUCCGCCCAACUUACGGCCGUCUGAGUUGCGCUAUCUGUAUUAUUUAGGGGACAUCGUUCGAUCGGUGCCCCACCUACCGCACUACAAGCCUGUAACGCUGGUAUCACUCGCGGUUUCACCCGUGCCGCGCAUGACAAAGGCCCGCGAUGGCUGCCGCAUGUACGUGGAAGUGGCCACGGCCGAUCGGACGAUCUUUUGUACGCUCCAGGAUUACGAACGGAUGCGACUGUACCACAUGUCGGAAGGCAAAAUUGCGCUCGCAAUGAACGUGACGGUGUGUGGUGACGUUACGAUCAGCCUGUACCACGCCCGCAACGCCCUCGGUGGAAUGGGACGUCCGCAGGGGCUCAAGAUAUGUCAGCUGCAGUUCCACACCGGGUAUAUCCCCGAGGAAGAAACGUUAAUAAAUUACGAUCGCUCGGAGUUGGAUGAGGUGCCCGAUUUGGAGCACGUGCCGCAAAAGUUUAGCGUGGCACUGAGUGUGUUUGUAGGCGACUCGGAACGACCACCGUCCACCCAGUUGCCCUGGCGGUCACCUAAGGCGGCACGAGACCCACGCAUCCUGUUCGCCUCCUUGCAAGAGUACGAAGAACACGUGGAGAAUUUUGUCACGAAACCAAGCGGUAACACAUCGAGACAGGGCGGCACCGAUUCGACGGCUCCGCAUAGGCCACCCCCUCCUCGACCAGCCCCACCGUCACCACAACCGAUUCGUCGGGUGUCGGGUGAUGAAACCCUGUCGGAAUCACCCGGAUCUCUUCCUAACGAUGCAGCGGAGCAGGAGCAACGCGAGGCUGAUCUUUUGAACCUAAGCAAAUCUAGUCAUGGCGGCGAUCCACCAAAAUCGCAACCACAGGUUUCAAAAGUUGAAGAAUCGUUCGAUUUGCUCGGUGGUCUAUCGGCACCGGGAACGGACAGUAACGCCGGAAAUGGGCGCCCGAACACCGAUGGUACCAGCGCGACGAAGACCACGGCUGUGCUGGAUGACAUUUUUGGCACCUUCGAUGAUGGUGGCAGUUCCCUACCAACGGCAAAGUCUAGCAGCGAUCUGAACGGAUUAAAUCUUAACUUUGAUCACUUUGGUGGAGUAGCCCAACCGGCGGGUGGUAGCCCGUUCACAAACGGUGGUGGACAACCGGACGCGACGGCUAACAACGCCAACAACAGUUUCGGUUUCGACGCGUUUGCAGGAGUGGCACCGCAAGCAUUCUACAACAGUGCCGCUCCGGUUCAGCCAACAUCGGCGGCACCACAGCAGCAGCCCACGAGCGGCGGGCCCGCGAAGGAUCCGUUUGCGGAUCUUGGCAAUCUCGCGGCUGGCCUGGCAGGGGGAGCCAGUGGUCCUACCACCUCGGCCGGCUGGAGUGGAAAACCCGGAACUACGCCGAGUCCGCGUUCGACGCAGUUCUCCAGCCCGACGCAUCAAUUCAGCGGAGCCAGCACGGCCAAUCCGUCUCCGAGGGCGCCAUCGACUCCGAACCACCAGAUGCGCAGUCCAAAUGAUGGCCAAUCGCAGGCACGGCCCGACUACAGCCGAUCGCAUUUUGAACCCCCCAAGAACGGUGGUAAUGGUGGUGCAAAGGAUGGUGCAGGUGGUGGCCGCUCCGGAGACAUAUUCGGGGAUAUUCUCGGCCAGCAAGGCUACUCGUUCGGAAAUACCAAAAACCAAGGUCCACGCACGAUGAACGACAUGCGAAAGGAGGAACUGGUGAGAGAGAUGGAUCCCGAACGGGUGAAGCUGAUGGAAUGGACCGAAGGUAAAAAGAGCAACAUCCGUGCGCUGCUUUGCACCGUGCACACCGUGCUGUGGCCAGGUGCUAAAUGGACAAAGUGUGAAAUGCACCAGCUCGUGUCGGCGGCCGACGUGAAAAAGACCUACCGUAAGGCGUGUCUUGCCGUUCAUCCGGACAAGCACACGGGCACGGAAAAUGAGACUAUGGCCAAGAUGAUAUUCAUGGAGCUGAAUAAUGCGUGGACAGAGUUUGAGAGUGAUGCCACCCAGCAAAAUUUAUUCGCCAACUAA